AUGUCAGGAUGCUUUGGUGAAAGGAGCUACGGCAAGCCCAGCCAGACUCGCCACCUCCGCAACCGCGACGGAUCUUGGCCCGCCAGUGCCAGCACAGGCUACGGCCUCGGUCGCCCUAAGCCUGCCACCAGCCAAGGCACCCCACAUUACUUCAGCGACGGCCGCGAGGACACGCCGGCACCUGUUGAGGAUGCCACCCCCAAGACCAAACGCCGUAUUCUGAAGCUACGCCACUCUAGGCAACCCAGUCCCAACACUCCCGGCGCUAACAGUGACCAACUCCCAACCCAGCCUCCGGGCCUUGAUCAUGAAGGCCCCACGGAGGUCACGUCCAGCAUGCAAACUGAAAGCGACCAUGCGACUCAGCCGCAGUCGACUGUGACACAGCGCAUGACGAGCGGCGUCCACAGCGACGGCAACAUAACCCCUGCCGCUCGAGACGAUCUUUUCCCGCCAUCAGAACCCUGCGGGGAUCAGCAGAAUAUCCCAACCCACCUUCCCUCGACCCACCAGAACAGCAUGUCCAGCACCUCCGCCGUCCCGACUUGGGAGGGAGAGAUCCACAAGUUUAAGAAGAGCAGGUUUCGCCCUGGCAUCGUGCCGAAGUAUCUCAACACCGAUGCCAACUUCACCGAGGUUCCCAACCCACGCACGUGGGGACACGGACACGUCCCACCUUCCCAACCUUCCUCACCGGCCGUAGCCGAGCAGCCACGCCUGCCGCCUGGCAACCAGCCGAAGGACGGCGGAGGCUGGUCGUCUCCUGUUAGCCGGUGCAAGAACUGGGUCGCCAGUGUCUCGCCCGCCGACUUUACAGAACCGGAACUCGCUGCUGGGCUUGAGCUCAAGACGCCAGCUCUGGAUGACAACAAUGACCAUGACGACCUUCCUGCCCGCCCCGACAGUGCCCGAGAGGCAAUCGCUCCGACGACUGUUUAUUACUCGGAUGACUCUGGCACGUCACCGAGGAUGGCGUUGUCUUCUCCGAAAUUGGAACGGCCAGAGGACAGUGACAGCCCUGCUAACGUCACGGUCAACCCACCCUCAGCGCAGCCUACCGGGGUUCGUUACCUUCCAUCGAAAACCUGUACGCCACUCUCCCCUGCCUCGGUCACACCAUCCCACCGGCCCGUACAUGGCCAGAGCUCUCAACCAGGAGGAUUCAAGCGGUGGUGGCCACACCCGACCAAGUUCUGGCGGCAGGAGCUGCAUCCCAUGCACAACCCGCUGUUCACCUCACGCCGCAUCUGUAUCACGACUCCUUUUCCCUUUCGCCCUGACAAUCUCAAGAGUCUCAUGCUUCAACACUUCAGCAAGUACGGGCCCAUCCGUCUGGUGCAGUCGAUGAAUCACGAGGUCGAUGUUGCAGACACGGUCUUCGUCGUCUUUAAGGAGGAGAAGUCAGUUUACGAGCUUCUGGACGACCCCAGAAGCAUCCACUGCACAUUCCAGUCGGCGAGCCGUACCACUAGCAUCCCUUUUGAUAUCAAGAUCAAUCGGGUCCCAUCCACGGUGUAUACUCACCACAUUUGGAUCAAGCUUACUGGGCCAAGGCCAGACGCUGGGUCGCGACCAGCGUCUCCGAGCUUUGGAGGGUUUGCACAGGUGGAGGCAAGCGACUUGGACACCAGUGCCCUCCCCGAGGAAGUCUCUGUGUGGGCGGUUCCGAAUCUCGCUCACCGAGGCCAGCGUCUGUUCUAUCGAGUCUUCGUUGCCGGUCCUGGGUUUGACCCAAGGCCCGGGUUUGAGCAAGCUGAGAGGGAAACGGGAAAAGCGUGCCUCGAGAUCCGAAAGAUCAACUUCAGACGCCGUAACCCGGAGAAGGAGAUUAUCGUCGAGCUUGUUGACUGUUUCGUGGACAUCAUCAACAUUACUAAGCCGUCAGAGCGGACAAACCACGGCUGGAUUCUCGAGUGCGGAGCUGGUCACCGUGACCUGGAAGAACUCCUCACGGGAGAGGAAAAUCUUGCUGAUUAUCCUCCCACUCCAGCUUCUGUCAUCCCACUUAAAAGCCCUUCGACUCUCCCUUCCAUUGCCCCUUCGGAGGUCGCUUCGUCUCGUAGAAUAAGCUCGAAAGGCACCAAGGCCAGCCAGUCGGCUAGUGGCAGGCCAAAGAGUGGGCAUCUCGGUGUGGCGAUCACGGCUCAACCGACAUGUGGACCAACGCCGGCAGAGGACACUGGACCGAGUCGCCCGUCCUCGACGGGGUCGACGUGUCCCGGCCUGGUCCGCAAGCUUGUGCCGAUGUACCGCGGGCGUCUGCUCCGCGAAGAGAUCAUAAAUGGGCGGUCGCGGUUUGUCGACGACGCGGCGAUUUUCGUCGGGCGCAUCACCAAGGAGCAGGAGACACAGCUCACGUUGCUGAAGCGCUUCGAGCGCUAUGGUCGCAUUGCGGCAAUUGAAUAUAACCCACACAGGACGAGUUUGAAGCAAGCCACGUUUGGCAAUGCGCGUAUCCUGUUCCAGGACCCGCUGUCCGCGAGCGUCGCUAUCAAGAAGGAGAACGGCGCUGUGUCGUUCGGCUCUACCCUGAGGGUUGAGGAGCGUCAGGUUUUGCCGCACGAUGUCCAGGCCCGUGAGAUGUUCAUCGACAGCGUCGGACGUGCAAUCAGCCCGUCGAUUGUAUCUCAGUACUCACCUCCAUCGCCACCGGCGCUCCCUAAGUUCUCGUUCUCCCACUCUGCUGCUUCACCGCCCCUUGAGCAGAUCGCGCCGUGGUUGAAUGCCACCGGCGGCCCGCCUACAAUGCCAGCAAUGAUGUGCUCCGCCAUGGUAGUUCCGGCGCACGGCAACUACGGCGGCGAGCUACAGGGCAUGAUGAUGCCCGUGAUGUGGCCAAUGGGGUUCGGGGCAUACCCGGGCAUGAUGGCGCCAUCGGUGCCGAGCAUGCAGCAGGGGAGCCCGAUGACCAGGUUGUUCAUGUCGCAUAUGGCCUCGUCUCCCCUAAACCAGCCUCGCCCGAACGAACCCAGCUCCUCACCACCCAGGACCCCUGAUGGCAAGAGAUUUACUCCCCCCUCCAGCAACACCAUAGCGACGUAUGGUACUACGGCCCCGCCAACGCCUCCAAGUGACAAGUCAGCGGUGUCGUCCGCACCGCGAGCGCGAGUCACGGGUGCCCGAUACCAGGACGGCUUGUUCAUCCCGACAUAUGACGCCGAUGACCUCAAAACAUGGCGCGAGGCUCAAGGCAUCAAGGACACCAAACUGGGCUCGACUGCGGCGCCUGAGGAUCGGGAAUACCUCCCGCUUCUACCCAUUUUCACUGGCGGCCACGAUCCAGCCUCCACUCUUCCAACCACGCAAAACGACACGCCGGAUAAAGCGGAUAGGUGCGCCCUUUCCCCCGCCGACUCGUCCAAGAAACACCUCCACCAAAAGCCUUGCACUGGGUACGCUCGUAGGUCGUUCAGCUCCGGCCGUUCCACGUUCCGCGGCGACGCGGUCCACCUCAGCGAGGCAGCCGCGCGGCAGGUAGCCAAUCCUGAUGCUCGUGAGCACAUCCGUGCCCAGCUUAGCCAGAGCUUCCAAGUCCACUCAGGCCCAACCCCAGUCCCGUUCUCUGCAGAAGCGGGUCCGUCUCAUGGCCGUUGUGGGUCGAGCUCCACACUGCAGCACGAGUCGCGCGCGCCGAAGCAGAAGGGACGGCUGUGGGACGACGCGCAGCGCCACCUCGGUCCGCAACCCCGCGUUGCGCAUCAGCAACGCGAAUUCGCGCCAGCUGCAGCACACACACCGGUCUCCCAGGUGAUGGAUGAGCCGUCCGAGAACAACGACUGGACAGGCUGGUAG
Cutaneotrichosporon cavernicola is the source of this 3792-nucleotide messenger RNA. RefSeq lists its product as uncharacterized. Lineage: Eukaryota; Fungi; Basidiomycota; Tremellomycetes; Trichosporonales; Trichosporonaceae. The transcript has 12 exons. Gene Ontology annotation, molecular function: RNA binding. Bases 1 to 3792 code for a protein of 1263 amino acids. The record is from RefSeq and is a predicted model, not a curated record.